GACUUUUUGUUAGGGUUUAGGAAAUAGAAGCACUGAAGCAUACAGAGGCGAGAGAAGAUGGAGAAAGCGAAGAAGAAGAAGAACGUGCCAGUUUUGCCAUGGAUGAGAAGCCCUAUUGACGUGGGGCAAUUCGAGGAACGCCCUCUUCAUCUAAUCCCUUGCCUUGAUCCCAGGUUGAAGCUAGCUCUGCAGAAUAUGGGUUUCUCUUCACUCUUCCCGGUUCAAGUUGCAGUUUGGCAAGAGACGAUAGGGCCAGGAGCGUUUGAAAGAGACCUUUGCAUAAAUUCACCUACUGGAAGUGGAAAAACGUUAGCUUAUGCACUGCCAAUAGUUCAGACGUUGUCCACUCGUACUGUUAAAUGUUUACGUGCUUUGGUGGUGUUGCCUACCCGUGAUUUGGCGUUGCAGGUUAAGGAGGUUUUUGCUUCAAUUGCACCCACAGUUGGCUUAUCUGUUGGUUUGGCUGUGGGUCAAUCUUCAAUCGCUGAUGAAAUUGCAGAGCUUAUUAAGAGACCUAAGCUUGAGGCUGGCAUUUGUUAUGACCCAGAAGAUCAUUUUCAAAAGUUAGAAAGUUCUGUGGAUAUAUUGGUGGCGACCCCCGGAAGGCUUAUGGACCAUAUUAAUAACACUAAAGGAUUUACUCUUGAGCAUCUCUCUUAUCUGGUGGUUGAUGAAACUGAUCGUAUGCUCCGAGAAGCAUACCAGUCCUGGCUACCUAAUGUGCUUCAAUUGACCCAUGCCCAUGAUGAGAGGCUCUUUCCUUGCGCUAAUAUUUUUUCCCCUACAACAUUUGGUGCCUUAAAAACCAUUAGGAGAUGUGGUGUUGAAAGGGGCUUCAAGGGUAAACCCUACCCUAGGCUUGUGAAGAUGGUUUUGUCUGCCACGUUGACUCAAGAUCCAAGCAAGCUUGCUCAACUUGAGCUGCAUCACCCUCUAUUCUUGACAACUGGGAAAACACGGUACCAGCUCCCAGAAAAAUUAGAAUCCUACAAACUGGUUUGUCAGUCUAAGCUAAAACCUCUCUAUUUAGUUGCCCUUCUACAAAAUAUAGGAAGAGAAAAGUGUAUUGUUUUCACGAAAUCUGUGGAAGCAACUCAUCGGCUUUGCACCUUGUUGAAUUUUUUCAAUGAUUUAGAAGUCAACAUCAAAGAGUAUUCAGGUCUACAGCGCCAGUCUGUAAGAAGUAAAACAUUGAAGGCAUUUCGAGAAGGGGAAAUACAAGUGCUCAUUUCCUCUGAUGCGAUGACUCGUGGAAUGGAUGUUGAAGGGGUGAGGAAUGUAAUAAAUUAUGAUAUGGCUACAUAUAUCAAAACAUAUAUUCAUCGGGCAGGACGAACAGCAAGAGCUGGUCAGACAGGGUGCUGCUUCACACUGCUAUCUAAAAAUGAGGUAAGACGUUUCGAUAAAAUGCUUCAGAAAGCUCAUGAUGAUUCUUCUACAUUUCACUCAAUUCCUUCCGGUUCGAUCGAGUCGCUUCGUACUGUUUAUGCAUCUGCGCUGCAGAAGCUGAAAGAGACAGUUGAAUCGGAAACAUCCAGAAAGCGCAAAAUUGGAUUCCGGAUUUCUAGAAGGCCAGCCACCAUGAAGGAAGAACACAAGUCAAAGUGAUAAAUUGGUAUUGUUCAAACACUGAAAAACUUGAAAGAAGAAAAAAGAGAGGAGAAAGUACAAUGAAAACAGAACUGAUGCAUCUUGGAUAUGUAAACUGGAGGAGUCUCCUCAAUUUCCUGAAUUGAAAUUUGCAACGCACAGGCAGGGCUUCUAGCUUUCGAAGAUGGAGCAGGAACUUUGAACCUCUUUGAAGAAAUACCUGGAGUGGCUUGCACUGGCUGAAGCAGCAGCAACAGCAGUAGUAAGAGUAGUAGUACUAGCACUGGCAGAUGAGGAAGGAGAAAGGGAAGAAGGAGAUUUAGGAGACGAAGCCAGGCUAUCAUUUCCGUAAGUACCAACAACUCUAUCCUCAUUGAUUGUAUCUAACAUCUUAGAGGCCCUGCUCCUCAUCACACUAACAUAUUGUGGUGGAGCAACCUCUGAAAUAAACUUUGCUAUGCGUGAAGUCGCCAUUACUCUUUUCUUGUUACUUUUUGAGAAAUUGUAAGAGAAGGAAAGAAGAGAAGUGCUUGUAAACUCAAAAACAGACUGCUGGGUUGUGGAUAACACAAGCUAUGAGCGAUAUUUAUAAGGGGACGGUUUGGUUUAGAUGGAGUGAUUAGUAGUAAUCAGUCAAAUACUAU
Molecule: messenger RNA, 2234 nt
Organism: Tripterygium wilfordii
Lineage: Eukaryota; Viridiplantae; Streptophyta; Magnoliopsida; Celastrales; Celastraceae
Product: DEAD-box ATP-dependent RNA helicase 1
Exons: 10
Coding region: 58-1608 (516 amino acids)
Cellular component (GO): nucleus
Molecular function (GO): ATP binding; nucleic acid binding
Source: RefSeq, a predicted model, not a curated record